Molecule: messenger RNA, 3840 nt
Organism: Nothoprocta perdicaria
Lineage: Eukaryota; Metazoa; Chordata; Aves; Tinamiformes; Tinamidae
Gene: ZW10
Product: zw10 kinetochore protein
Exons: 15
Coding region: 1-2424 (807 amino acids)
Biological process (GO): mitotic cell cycle; mitotic spindle assembly checkpoint signaling; endoplasmic reticulum to Golgi vesicle-mediated transport
Cellular component (GO): RZZ complex; nucleus; chromosome, centromeric region
Source: RefSeq, a predicted model, not a curated record
AUGGCGGCGGCGGCGGGCUCGCUGGUGGCGGCCGUGCUGGCGCACUCGGGCCGCCUCGACAAGGAGGACCUGGGCUCGCGCAUCGCGCGCCUCUCCCGCCGCGUGGAGGAGCUGAAGGCAGGCGCGGGGCCGGGGCCGCGGCCGCGGCCGGGGCGGCGGGCGGCGCGGGGGGUGACCGUGCCGCCGCGUGUGCCGCAGGGCGAGGUGUGCAACGUGAUCACCAAGAAGUACAGCGAGUUCCUGCCCAGCCUGCAGAGCGCCGAGGAGCUGGUGGCGCAGGUGGAGCGGCUGGCCGGCAGCAUCGACGCGCUGCGCGCCCGCAUCGAGAGCGAGGUUCAGCGAGAUCUAGAUGUUGCCGUGGCCGAGUUUACUGAACUGAAGCAGCAGCUGGAGCGCGACACGCUGGUUCUGAGUAUCCUGAAAAAGCUACAAGAGUUUGAUACAGCUAUUAAGGAGUAUAACACUGCAUUGCUGGAAAAGAAGUAUGUUGCAGCAGCUCAACAGCUGGAAAAGGCCCGAAGGAGCUUGAAAACGCUGGAAUCCCGUAAGGGCUUUGAGCUAAAGAUCCUGAAAGCCCUUGGCACGGAGCUCACAGUGCAGACACAAAACAUGCUCUAUCAUCUGGGAGAGGAGUGGCAGAAGUUGGUUGUGUGGCGGCUUCCUCCUUCCAAAGCAAGCAGCAGCCUGGAGUCAGCGCUGGCCUCAGAACUGCACUUGUGCACAGUGCCAUCAGAAGAGGGGUUGGCUGGCCCACCCGUUGCCUCUGUGCUGCAGGCCUUUGCUGUCCUAGGAGAACUGCACUCCAAGCUCAAAACUUUUGGCCAGCUCUUGCUGAAACACAUCCUGAAGCCACUGAUUUCUUACUCAUCUCUUCGGCCAUUGGUAGAGGAGCAGUCAGAUGUGGUCAUCCUGCGUUUUAAGUCCGAGGAACCUAACUUGGAUAACACUUCUCCUGUAGAGGUUUUUGAGAAGAUUAAGCAGAUUCUAGAAUUUCUUCACAAGUAUCUGCUGAAUGUUCCUCUUGAGGGCGUGGACGACAAAAAGGAGUGCAGGGUUAUACUGUCAGAACUGCUGGGUGAUAUAAUAUGGGAAGAGUUAUCUGACUGCCUCAUUCAGAACUGCCUGGUGAAUUCAAUUCCAACCAAUAGCAGCAAGCUGGAGCAAUAUGUAGAGGUGAUUAAGUCCACAGAGGAGUUUGAAAAAGCCUUGAAGAACAUGCAGUUUUUGAAAGGAGACACAACCAACUUACUGAAAUAUGCCCGUAAUGUCAAUUCCCACUUUGCUAACAAGAAGUGCCAGGAUGUUAUUGUGGCAGCCAGAAAGCUGAUGACCUCAGAAAUACACAAUACUGUAAAGAUCUCACCUGAUUCUUCUGUAGCACUACCAAGACUUCCUGAUCCAGGGGCAGGAGAUCAUUUGAAAAUGGAGAAAACUUCAAAACUUCUGCAUAACGAGAUGAUGAUUUUGGAGAAUGACUCUAAACUGAGCCAGCACACGUUUUCCCUGCCCGCAUGCCGCAUCAGCUCUUCAGUGGAGGAACUGAUGGAUCUGGCUUACCAGACACUUCUGGAGGCGACAGCCAGCACCGAUCAGUGCUGUAUACAGCUCUUCUACUCGGUGCGGAAUAUAUUCCAGCUGUUCUAUGAUGUAGUGCCAACAUACCACAAAGAGAACCUGCAGAAACUGCCCCAGCUGGCAGCCAUUCAUCACAACAACUGCAUGUACAUUGCUCACCACUUGCUCACCCUGGGACACCAGUUCCGGUACCGCCUGACCAGCAUCUUGUGCGAUGGAACAGCCACUUUUGUAGAUAUGGUGCCUGGUUUUAGGAGACUUGGGAUGGAAUGUUUUCUGGCCCAGAUGCGAGUGCAGAAGGGAGAAAUACUGGAGAGGCUGUCAAGUGCCAGGAAUUUUUCCAAUAUGGAUGAUGAGGAAAAUUACUGUGCAGCAAACAAAGCAAUAAGGCAGGUGUUGCAUCAGUUGAAAAGACUGGGAAAAGUCUGGCAAGAUGUCCUUCCUGUGAAUGUGUAUUGCAAGGCCAUGGGGACGUUGCUGAACACAGCCCUCACAGAGAUUGUCACGAGGAUCACUGCCCUAGAGGAUAUCUCUGCUGAGGAUGCAGAUAGGUUGUACUCCCUCUGCAAGACCAUGGUAGAAGAAGGACCCCAAGUUUUCACCCCGCUACCUGAAGAGGACAAAAAUAAGAAAUACCAAGAGGAGGUUCCAGUCUAUGUGCAGAAGUGGAUGACAUUCAAAGAGCUGAUGAUCAUCCUGCAAGCCAACCUCCAGGAAAUAGUAGAUCAGUGGGCGGAUGGGAAAGGACCUCUUGCAGCUGAAUUCUCCCCAGUGGAAGUGAAGAGUCUUAUCCGCGCCCUCUUCCAGAACACAGAAAGGAGAGCAGCAGCUCUGGCCAAAAUUAAAUAACGGUGCGUUUGCUCCUGCGUGUUCCCUCUUCUGAUGAAACAAGACAAGAGUGAACCGAGUCUUUCAGCUGGUUUUUGAUUCAACCCUUUUGUACUGGUAUAGAAGACGCUUACCAUUAGGCAAAGUGCUUCCUGGAGGCUCGACUGGAGAGAAAAACGUUUCCGAGCUCAAUAUCCUUGGGGCAAACAGGGGAGUAGUUUGAGGUCUGGGACUGGAAAAUCAAAGGUGGCUACACAUAGACACUAACUGCUUUGCUCCGUCUGCCAGGUCAAUGGAGUUAGGUUUCCUUCUGAUACCCUUCUUGAGCUGGUGGGCAUACAGUCCUGGUGAAGAGAUGCUUUUGGUGAUGUUUGCUAAAUUCCAUUGUCCAGGAUGUCCUCUUCCUCUAAGCUCAGCCUAGGGCAAUUAAGUAAAUCUUUUAUCCAACAUCUCAUUGCAAGAAUAGGCACUGGUGUCAGGUGGGCCUCCCGUGCAAGAGCUGUGGUGCUGUACUGUGUCAUCUCGAGAUUGCUGAGGGGGCUUCUGGAGGGACUUUUAUUUCUCACUAGCGAAUCUUACCUAUGCAGUUUUACAUCAGGGCACGUACGCCCACUGUAUCUUACCUCAUCCGUCCUUGCACAUUGCAUAUGAAACCCACAGACGUUGAUAGCUUUGGGGGUUCUAAGACUGCUGAAGUGCCAAAUUUUGCUCUUUCCUGCCCCUUUGCUCAGGUUUCUCUGAAAAGCAGGUCUCUAAAGAGCGAAAAUGUAAGGGGGAGAGGGAAAGAUGGUCCAUGUGUAUAAGUAAACUGUAUACUGGUUCACGAUGUUUUGUACAAGUGACAAAAUUACUCUGGGCUUUUUAUUUCUCAUGGAAAAUACUUUAAAGAGACUUAGAAGUCUUUAGUCUUGCUUUGCCAGCUGUGGAAGUGAGUUCAGCCGCUUCUUUUACUUUUUCAUUGUGUAAGAUGGAGGUAGCUUUGGCACCUACUGUCUUUCUGCCAUUAUCUCUUUCUGUGCUUUUAGAAGAGAAAUGUAAAUAAAUAUAACUAGGAAAUGCAGUGUGCAGUCAUAGCAUUGUCUUUCAAAUUACUAAUCUAACGUAGUAAGUGUUAGAUGGAUUUACUUUAUGCUUCAGCAUCUACCAGUCCUUUUUACAACAACGCAUUUGCCAUUUAACCCCUUUCUCCUGAGCACACCUAUCACUAUUAUUUCACCUGUCCUCUAUCAAAUUCAUAAAGCCUCAUAGAAAAGGAUUUGGAAAGGUUCAUUGGUUAACAAGAGAAAUGGCUAAAGAAUAUUAGGAAAAGGGUAGAUAAUUUGUCGUCUCGAUGCCCUGUUUUCCUACUGUGCACCUCCAAAAAUUAAGUCAGGCAAACAAUUUACCCAUAGCGAGGCUGUAAAUAAUCAAUUAUCGAGUGCAUGGGAGUACGAUGGG